AUGUUAGUGAAUUUCAACAAUCUUGCACAAUGGUGCCGUGGCCCUACAAGUUUCUCAAAGGCUAUCCUGCUGUGUCUUCAUGCUGCUUUUCUCUUUCUAUCAGUGGUAGGCACCAGUGCUGGUACCACUGAACCCCAAAAGUAUUCACUGCACAUGAUUGACUUGAAUGCGGAGCAUCGUCGGUUGGUUCCCAUCAGCGGAUAUGUUCAGUUUGGAGGAAAUCUUGUGGGAGAUACCAAUAGGGGAGAAUUUGGAGAGUCUGUGACCAUAGAUGAGACAGGAACAACAAUAGUGGUCCAUGAAAGACAAACUGGCAUUGUUCGAGUCUACGAGAAUGCUGCCAAUGGAUGGACUCCAAAAGGUCAAGUCUUGACAGGUUUUCCUGUCUCUUUUAUCUUCAAUAGUGGUCGUUCAGUUGCAAUAUCACGAGAUGGCAGCAUUGUUGCUGUGGGCUCUACCAACAAUCGAGUUGUUUUUGUAUUCCAAUACAACACAAGCGCAGACAUGUGGGUGCAAAGAGGCAGUACAAUUCAAGGUGUUGAGAGAGAUGGAACAUCGCCAAUUGCAUCAUUUGGUUUUUCCAUUUCUAUGUCAGCAGAUGGAAACAAAAUUGCAGUUGGGGCUCCCGAAUAUGACAGCCCAACUCUACUUGACAUUGGCUUUGCAACAAACUACUUCUGGAAUGGCACUGACUGGGAGCGUUAUGACUAUUUUGGUGACAUUUCUGGAUUUUAUGGAGAAAUUCAAAAUGCACAGUUGGGGGCAUCUGUAGCCUUUUCUGGAGAUGGCAGCUGGUUUGCUAUUGGAAUGCCCGGAUCUGGAUCCUCUGAGUCUCUAGCCACACGGUUUGGUGAAUGCCGUGUUUACAACAUCGAAAGCUUAGUUGUCCAGACUAAUAUUGUUGACGGUGGAGCAAUGUUUGGGUCUGCUAUCAAUGACCGGUUUGGCAAUUCCGUGGCUCUAAGUUAUGAUGGAAGCAUCAUUGCAGUUGGUUCUCCUGGAUUUGAUGGAGAUUUCUCUAACACUAUUGGUAGGGUACAAGUCUUUGAAAGAAUCGGAGAAACAUGGAGGCAAUUGGGAAGUGAUCUCAUCGGGGACAACGAAAUAGAUGGCUUUGGGUCCACCAUUGAUUUAUCGGAUGAUGGCAAAACCCUUGUGGCUGGAUCUGUAACUGUUUUCUUGGGCUCAACCCCUACACCUUCUCGCGGUUACACUCGCAUCUACAAGUUUGAUGGCACGGAUUGGGUCCUUCAAGAGAUCAGCAGGGCCCAAGGUUUUGAUAUUGAUGGAAUUAGGGAAGGUGAUGAGUUGGGAUGGAGUGUUGCCGUUUCUGGUGAUGGGACCAAAGUCCUUGUUGGAGCACCCUUUUAUGAUGGUCCUGACACAAAUAAUGGACUUGUCCAAAUGUGGGGACAAACUGACUUUCCCACAUUUUCACCUAUCCUGAAUCCUUUGCCCCAAGUUGGCAACCUAGGCACUGGUGGAAGCCCUGCACAGGCCAGUUUGGUUAGUAGGGCAUUCACUUGGUGGCAGGGAGCAGUGGCCUAUUUGGAAGGUUUUUUUGUUUUUAAUUGA
Molecule: messenger RNA, 1575 nt
Organism: Seminavis robusta
Lineage: Eukaryota; Bacillariophyta; Bacillariophyceae; Naviculales; Naviculaceae
Source: the annotation of a GenBank genome assembly